AUGGCCACCACCUUGGUGUAUGUCACUUAUGUGGUGGCAUCAGUGGUGGUUGUUUUGUUCGGCGCUGCAGCAUGCUUUUUGACAUUCGUCAGGCACAGGAAGCACGGUCCUGAUACCCCUGAGUUCUUCCUGACUGCACGGAAUUCUGUGGGCACAUUCCGAAUAGCCUGGAGCUUCUAUGCAGCUGCCAUGGGCUCUUGGACACUCUUCAGCCCAGCCUCAUAUGCCAACAUCGCUGGAUGGUUCGGACUGAUGUUCUAUGCGCUUGCCUCUGGGCUGCCCAUCUUAAUACAGGGCUUCCUGGGACCAAUUGUGCAGCGGCGCAAGCCUGACCUGCUCUCCUUCACUGAUUUCAUCAAUCAUCGGUACGGGCGAGUGGUUCAGAUAUGGGUGGCACUGCUCAUGCUACUGAACAUGGGCAUUGCUAUGACUGCGGAAUACACGGCUGUUGGCGAUCUGUUUGAGCUGGUGAUUGGCACUGAGCGCGUGCCCAUCGUGGUCAUCAUUGGCGUGGUGUCCAUGAUAUACACAGCCUAUGGCGGCCUCUACAUCUCCAUCAUCACAGAUCAGUGGCAGGCGGCUCUGGGACUCACUCUGGCAGCGAUCCUGGUUAUCUGGACAGCUGUGACCUUCAGAGGGCCCCUGCCGCGCCCACUGCCAGACAACCUGGCCAUCAACAAUGAGGGGCUGUCCUCCAUUGCCGUCAUGCCAAUCUCGCUGUUCUCUGCCUCUGUAUUCAGUGAGGCAAUCUGGCAGCGCUGCUGGGCGUCAGCAUCCGAUGCGAAGCUGCGCGUUGGCGCGAUUUGGGGAGCAUUGCAGGUCACAGUGGUGGUGUUCAUUUUUGGCUUUGGCGGCUUCCUGGCAGUCUGGUCAGGCCUGUGGCAGCCCUCUGGCCCUGAUGACCCCGGCAACACCAUCCUCUUUGCCCUGCUCAACGCCAAGGGCCAGCAGGUGUGGAUCACUGUCAUAGUGGCAGUACUGGCAGCGACCAUGAGUGAGUCAGCCAUCGACAGCCUGCAGAAUGCUAUCGUGGACAAUAUCUCUGGCUCCUUCCUGAAAGGGCUGCCCCUGAUCUGGAUUCGGGUCCUGGUGAUUAUUCUUAGCGUCCCUGUCAUCAUUGUCAGCCUGCAGGGUUAUGGCAUCAUCAAUCUGUUCCUGCUGGCGAAUCUGAUCACAACUACUUCCACACUGCCUGUCCUGCUGGGCCUGCUGGAGGGUGAGCGAACACAGCGCAUCAUCACCCCUCUGUCAGCGCUCUUCGGCUGCUGGUUCUCUUUUGCCAGCCUCAUUCUGUGGGCCUACUUCAACGCUCCAGGCUGGGAUCUCUCCUUCAAUGCGUCAAUGCACAAGGUGUUCUUUGAGGCGUAUGACUGGCGCUCAUUCCUGCUGGCAAUGGGCUGCUCGCUGCUGGGAAUGGCGAUCAUGGCAGUUGUGGAGAACGUGGCCCUGCGGCCACUGCUGAAAGGGGUCUGCCCGGGGUACUUCAAGCGGCAGCACUCGCCUGCCACUCUGCCUCACCAGAAACUGGAAGAAAAUGGCGGCAAGACACCGCCUGACACAUCGGUGAUGAAGGCUAGCAAGGCUUUCUUGCUCGUGGGCCUGUUCGUCCUUGUGGCCAGCAUGUCCCUCUCCCAGGCUGCCGAGGAAAGCCUAGCCUGGGCCCCUGCCGAGAAGGGAACCUAUGAACCUGGCUACGGCUACGCCCCAGCACCGUUGGAGACAAAGCGCUAUGAGGCCUACGAGAACGAGCUCUCGCCCACAAAGAGGAGGUCCGUUGUAGUGACAGGCGUAUCCACUGGCAUAGGCUACGAGAUAGCAAAAGCUUUGGUAGUGGCAGGAUUUCACGUAUUUGGCAGCGUGCGCAAACAGCGGGACGCUGCCAGUGUGGCUCUUGACUUUGGGUCUGCCUUCACCCCCCUGGUUUUCGAUGUCACGGACGAAGAGGGCAUCGCAAAAGCAGCCUCCAAGGUGCGUCAAGCAUUGGAGGGGAGGACUCUGGCUGGCCUGGUGAACAAUGCUGGCAUUGCAAACCACGCCUGCCUGGCGCACCAGCCAAUCGAGGAGUUCAGGAGGGUCAUCCAAGUGAACCUGGUCGGCACCCUUGCAGUCACACAGGCGUUCCUGCCUCAGCUGGGUGCAGACAAGAGUCUGCAGGGCCCUCCCGGCCGCAUAAUCAACAUAUCAUCAAUCUCAGGGAAGUACAGUGCUCCAUUUGUGGGAGCUUACUGCGCGUCCAAGCACGCCCUGGAAGGCAUGUCCGACAGCCUGCGGCGGGAGCUCAUGCUGUUUGGCAUCGACGUCAUAGUCAUAGGGCCGGGCUAUGUGUCCACACCUAUUUGGGACAGGGACGAGAUAACAAGCACAGUGGCGCAGUACAAGGACACAGAGUUUGCUGCCUCCCUGGAAGCCUUUGACAAGCGCAUCAUCCAGGCUGUGCAGAAGGGCCACCCCCCAGCAGCCAUAGCCAGUGUUGUGGAGAUGGCUUUGACGGCCUGGUGGCCAAAGACUCGCUAUGCCAUUGUGUCACAGUGGUUCUCAAACUGGUUCCUGCCCAUGUGGCUGCCGGCCAGAUGGAUGGACAGUCUCAUGGCAGACUCAUUCCUCAUCAGGCCAGAAUCAUCGGUCAUAUCAAACUAG
This is a messenger RNA of Coccomyxa subellipsoidea C-169, 2637 nucleotides long. RefSeq names its product NAD(P)-binding protein. The transcript is spliced from 15 exons. Gene Ontology annotation, biological process: transmembrane transport. Gene Ontology annotation, molecular function: transmembrane transporter activity; oxidoreductase activity. Gene Ontology annotation, cellular component: membrane. Lineage: Eukaryota; Viridiplantae; Chlorophyta; Trebouxiophyceae; Coccomyxaceae. The record is from RefSeq and is a predicted model, not a curated record. Bases 1 to 2637 code for a protein of 878 amino acids.